This is a messenger RNA of Schistocerca nitens (vagrant locust), 874 nucleotides long. RefSeq names its product cytochrome P450 6k1-like. Gene Ontology annotation, molecular function: monooxygenase activity; oxidoreductase activity, acting on paired donors, with incorporation or reduction of molecular oxygen; iron ion binding. The record is from RefSeq and is a predicted model, not a curated record. Bases 116 to 874 code for a protein of 252 amino acids. The transcript has 4 exons. NCBI's taxonomy places the organism in Eukaryota, Metazoa, Arthropoda, Insecta, Orthoptera, Acrididae.
CUUGUUUUCACAGUGAACACAUCGGCGCUCGACCAUGUGAAUGUGUGCUGCAGCUGUCUUGCUCGCCUAGGAAACACGAGCAGCAACUACGCAGAACGGCUGAAACAGAGUCACAAUGGGCGUGUACCUGGACAGCUGGCUGCUGGAGCUGGCGCUCGCUUUGUCAACGCUGUUGCUGGCCGCCUACCUGAGCUUCCAGUGGAGAUACCAGUACUGGAAGAAGAAGGGCGUCCCUUAUCUGGAGCCGAGUUUCCCAUUCGGUAAUCUGGGGCACAGCCUUCUGGGCCAGAAGUUCUUUGGGGAUGUUCUCCGUGAGCUGUACGAGAGGGCAAGAGGAAAACGAUUCAUUGGUCUCUACUCGAUACUCCGUCCUGUGCUUCUCGUACGGGAUCCUGAAAUUGUUCGCCACAUUCUGAUAAAGGACUUCGCCUCGUUCCGUGAGCGGGGGAUCUUCAUGGACGACGAGGAGCCACUCAACAGGCACUUGUUCUGGCUGCCUGCUCAGGAGUGGCACCAUCGCAGGGCCAAACUGACGCCUGCGUUCAGCUCCGGCAAACUGAAAGGCCUGUUCCAGCUGAUCCAGGAAUGCGGCCGAGAGCUGGCUGAUGUAGCGACGGAGAUGGCGAGUCGCGGAGACCCUGUGGAGGUGCGCGAGGUGGCGUCUCGCUUUACGACUGACGCCAUCGUCUCGGUAGGCUUCGGCCUCUCGUCGGACUCCCAGCGAAACCCCAACUCCGUGUUCCGCGACUGGAGCAGCAGGGCGUUCGCAACCGGUCUCGUAUCGAGUCUCAGCGUCAGACUAAAUUUCAUGGCUCCACGGCUGGCCAGCUUACUAAGGCAAGUCCUUUGGGUCAUAUCAAUUGUUCGUGUAUAG